Messenger RNA from Raphanus sativus (radish), 842 nucleotides. RefSeq names its product transcription factor MYB10-like. The transcript is spliced from 3 exons. The record is from RefSeq and is a predicted model, not a curated record. NCBI's taxonomy places the organism in Eukaryota, Viridiplantae, Streptophyta, Magnoliopsida, Brassicales, Brassicaceae. The coding region runs from base 1 to 759 and encodes 252 amino acids.
AUGUGUGUAUAUAAACAUGGAUACCUCUAUCAGAUUCUCAAAAAAUUAAAGUCGGUGCGUGUGAUGGGGAAAAGAAGAGCACCAUGCUGUGACAAUAGCCAAGAACUGAAGAGAGGGCCAUGGAGUGAUGAAGAAAGUAGAAGACUCGAAGCUUUUAUUCUAAAAAAUGGUCAUCACAAUUGGAGAUCUCUUCCUAAACUAGCUGGAUUGAUGAGAUGCGGAAAGAGUUGCCGUUUAAGAUGGAUAAACUAUCUGAGACCAGGUCUCAAACGAGGCGACUUCACCAAAGAGGAGGUAGAAACUAUUAUCCACCUUCACCAAGUUCUUGGAAACAAGUGGUCAAAGAUAGCAUCACACUUGCCAGGAAGAACAGACAACGAGAUCAAGAAUGUGUGGAACACUCAUCUCAAGAAACGAUGGGUGAAGAGUAACUCAUCAGCAUCAGAUGUUACUAACCAGGCCUCUUCCUCUUCUUCCUCAUCAGUCUCUAAUGACGUUAUUAAUAGCGAAAAGCAUAGCCAGGAAGAGGAGUUGGAGGAGAUAUUGGUGGAGCAUAUUCCAUAUGGAUUUGAAGUGAAUGCACCACAAUCACUUGAAUAUCUUUUUGAAGAUCGCCAAAUCCCUCCUCUCCCUAUAUCUAAACCGGACUCUCUAGAAAUCCAUAGGCAAUCCCAUGAUGAGUUGUGUAGCCAAAUGGUUGAACCAGGGUUAGAUGUUUACAAUGAGUGGCUCAACUAUUUUGAUAAUCAAACUUUGUAGAACACGAGGAGUUGAUCCACAAUGUUUAUUUGUAUUGCAUCGACCUUGUCUUUGUUUUCUUGUAAGAUGAACUAGAUCAUGAC